AUGUUUAUUCUUACCACUGUUUCAGAUCUGAUCCAGAUCUCCCCCGAAGACUUCUCAAAGUUCAGUGCGGUGGCCCUGGAGGACAAUAUCAAUGCGAAGUACGCGAAUAAAGUCAUCCAAAAAGUUGGGCUUUGUAUUGGAUUCUAUGACUUGCUCGAGUCGUCCGACGGUCUCAUUGGCCAUGGUACAGGUCUAGUCAACGUCAAUGUCAAGUUCCGUCUUAUUGUUUUCCGGCCGUUCAAAGGUGAAAUUGUGCUUGGAAAAAUCACGAGUGCUACGGAAAAUGGCAUCAAAAUCGGAGUAGAAUUCUUCAACGAUAUCCUGGUUCCCCCGGACCUGCUCCUGGAUGGAGCGAGAUUUGACAGAGCAGACCAGGUAUGGAUCUGGCAGAAUGAAGAGGGGUCCAUUUUCUACUUCGAUGUUGGCGAGAUCGUCCGUUUUCGGGUGGAAAUGGAAGAAUGGCACGAUCAGAUCCCCAACGCCCCCCCGCUGGCCGAUGGCACGCCGGCGGAGAGAAAGGCUCCAUAUUCGAUCAUUGGUUCCAUGCAAAUGGCAGGUCUCGGUCCGACCUCCUGGUGGUCAUGA
Penicilliopsis zonata CBS 506.65 is the source of this 585-nucleotide messenger RNA. RefSeq lists its product as hypothetical. The record is from RefSeq and is a predicted model, not a curated record. Bases 1 to 585 code for a protein of 194 amino acids. Gene Ontology annotation, cellular component: RNA polymerase III complex. Gene Ontology annotation, biological process: DNA-templated transcription; transcription initiation at RNA polymerase III promoter. The transcript is spliced from 7 exons. Lineage: Eukaryota; Fungi; Ascomycota; Eurotiomycetes; Eurotiales; Aspergillaceae.